UUGUGUGAUCUUAUUGGACUUGCUAAUCGUUUUCUCAAGUAAAUAAAGAAAAAAACAACACGGAAUACAUACAAUUCUGAGCGUAAUCAUAGUAAAAAUAUCUCUAACCUUAAGUUAAUUAUGUGAACCUUCAUUCUGUCCUUUAACACGGUCUAAAUGGGUGCACAUUACUGUGCCAUAUGUAGGCAAACAACGUUCAACGGUAAGGGACACAUCUUUGGGAAAAACCACCAAAGCAGACUCAGAGUGGUUCUCCUGAAAUUCCUAGAAAAGGUGAAGGAGGCUCGCAGGACACUCAGGAAACCCCAAGUAGAGAAGUUUGACUGCACUCAACAUAAGCAGACGUUCUGGUGCUACUGCUGUGAGCUUGAAGUUGAAAGAAAUGUGACAGAUGGCAACAUGACUGUGCUGUACGGGGGCUUGUUAGAACACAUGGCCACGCCAGAACACAAGAAAAACAUUCACAAGUUCUGGUGGGAAAAUAAAGCUGAUCCCAAAUUUAGGGACAAGUUUAUCAUCACAGAGGAGGAAACUGAAAGGUUUAAAACUGAGGUUGCUAAUGCAUUGGAAUCAUUUGUGGAAAACGAGGAUGAAUUCAUAAAACAGCAAGCUGAUCACAUACGGGCUCAGGAGAAGCAUCGUCAAGAGGUCCUUCAGUCUCUUUUAGAGCAUGAUGCAGAUCCAGAGAUCAAAGGAUCCAACGGUGCGGGCAUAUCUACAGAGAAUGCUGUCAGCUCUCAUGUCGAAUAUCAAGGGUACGCCCAGCAGGUGGGGAGCAGCUCCAUUGAGUCAAUGGUUGAAGUACCAAGGGCUGCAGCAGGACAAGGCCUGACUUUCAUUGGUUAUCAGGAUUCCACAAACAGUGGAAAUGUUCACACAGGUGCAGUCCCUCCUUGGCUACAGGAUGAUCCCCUGGAGGGAACCUCGGGAGGUGCAGCACAUUCAGAGAUUGGCCCUUCACUCCAAGAGUUCCUCAAACAGAAGGAACAAGAAAAACUGAAAAAACUUCCUCCAAAUAGAGUGGGAGCAAACUUUGAUCACAGCUCACAAACAGAUGCCAAUUGGCUGCCCUCCUUUGGUAGAGUGUGGAACAGCGGGAGACGCUGGCAGUCCAGGCACCAAUUUAGACAAGAAGAGGGGCAGAAGAAGAGACAGAAGAGGAAGAGGGAGCAUAGCACAGAGGCGUCAAUAAAAGCUAAAUCUACAGAACAGCUGGCAAAUUUUGACGCUUAAAACUGAGGGUGAUGUGCAAGAAUUCAUGAGUGUGUGAGUGUAUAUAUUUGUUCACAGGUAAUUAAGUUUCAUUUAAAGCUUCCUGAAAGUGGUCAUUGGUUAAUAUGUUCAGACCAACUCAAGCCCCCUGUUAGUAAAUGCUUUUUUAUUAAAGUGGGAAGCAUUAUAAGACUUUUUUUUUUUUUACUAAUUGACAAAGCUUGCAUAAAAGAUAUUUAUGAAGCAUGUGAUAUAUUGUUUAGACGCUGUUGAUAAACGACCAAACUCAAAGGUAUUCUUUCAACAUAAUGGGUCCAUUUUAAAAAGGAACACUCACUCAAUACUGCCCGCUACACACUGAAAUUUUUUUCAUACUAGAGCACACUUUAUUUAUUGCAACCUGAAAAUCAAUCUAAAGCUCAGCAAAAGGACAUAACCUGCCCUUAUUUCUUCACAAGGUUCUGGUUUUAGUGGUUUCUCUAGAACUCUGGUGAUCUGUUGUUAACGGGACUGUUCUGAAAGUAAACAGUAGGGGGAGCAGGCACCCCAGCGUACAAAGGGAAUAGAUGACAUAAAGGCCAUCUGUUGAUGCUAACACAAGAUGCGGAAAAAAAAUACAGGAAUCAGUGUUUGAGGACGUAUGAUCCAAAGAUGUAGUGAUUACAUGAGUUCCCAGUGUUAAAAAACAUCACUUCUCUUGCAGUGAAACCACACUUAAAAUGAUCUUUCAUUUCCCUACUCAGAAAUGGCUGAGAAUGUGUCGCUUUGGGGCUAAAUGUGAUUAAAUAUGCAAUAAAAACAU
Molecule: messenger RNA, 2014 nt
Organism: Cheilinus undulatus (humphead wrasse)
Lineage: Eukaryota; Metazoa; Chordata; Actinopteri; Labriformes; Labridae
Gene: cenatac
Product: centrosomal AT-AC splicing factor
Exons: 11
Coding region: 157-1233 (358 amino acids)
Source: RefSeq, a predicted model, not a curated record